UCCGAGAAGAUGCAUGCGGAAGCUGAUGCCAAGAAAGGUUCCAUUAUGGGGCUCCUUUCUUUAGAUUUUCUAAAUGACGUUCGGCGGAUGAACAAACGCCAGCUAUAUUAUCAAGUGCUUAACUUUGGUAUGAUAGUUUCCUCUGCUUUGAUGAUAUGGAAAGGACUCAUGGUUGUAACAGGAAGUGAAAGCCCUAUAGUGGUGGUACUCAGUGGGAGUAUGGAGCCGGCUUUUUUCCGAGGUGACCUUCUCUUUUUGACUAACUACCAAGAGGAACCUGUGAGGGUAGGAGAAAUUGUUGUGUUUAAAAUAGAAGGCAGAGAAAUUCCUAUCGUUCACAGAGUGAUAAAACUGCAUCAAAAAGAAACGGGUGAAAUCAAAUUUUUAACAAAAGGUGACAAUAAUUCAGUUGAUGACCGUGGUUUGUAUGCACCUGGUCAGCUCUGGUUACAACGCAAAGAUGUAGUUGGUAGGGCUAGAGGUUUUGUACCUUAUGUUGGCAUGGUAACCAUAUUAAUGAAUGAUUAUCCAAAAUUUAAGUAUCUUAUAUUGGCAUGUCUUGGUCUAUUUGUGCUAAUCCAUAGAGAAUGACAUCAUCAAUGACAUCAUCAAGUCUACGCAGUACUUUGCCGUGAUUGGUCAACCUGCCAUGGAUUCAUUAUAAAGGAUGUGUGGAUAACAAUAAUGGAAGUUGUGGGGGGAGGGGGGGUCCUAAAUGACUGAGGAGCUGAAAACGAGUUUAGAUUCUAACCAAACAGGUUUUCAUGUUCAGGAGAUUUUAUUAAAUUUAAAUUAUGCUGACAUUAUUUUCUUAUUCAUAGAUGUAAGACAUCCAAGUCUGAUUAAAAUAAGAUUUUUGUUUUGACCUUUGAGUAUUUUUUUCGAUUCUAUUUACUUUUUGUCAUUUUAUUUUAUUUUGAAUGCCAUACAUAAAUCUGAUCAGCUCCCAAGGAGUCUCAGUCAAUCAAGUUUCAUAAUUUUUAACAACCAGUCAGAAUGCUCGUAUUGAACAGCAAAUCAAUGUGUAAUGUACAUUCUAGAAGUAAAAUGGUCUCUGAUUGGUUUAGUAAUUCAGUGAUCACAUGUAGUG
This is a messenger RNA of Saccoglossus kowalevskii, 1090 nucleotides long. Its product is annotated as signal peptidase complex catalytic subunit SEC11A. Gene Ontology annotation, molecular function: serine-type endopeptidase activity. Gene Ontology annotation, cellular component: signal peptidase complex; membrane. The record is from RefSeq and is a predicted model, not a curated record. NCBI's taxonomy places the organism in Eukaryota, Metazoa, Hemichordata, Enteropneusta, Harrimaniidae.